GCAUACAGUGUGGAGCCGCCUGCCCGCCUGCCUGCUUGUCUGUCUGUCUGCGUCCACGCUCGUCGCUCCGGUGUCAUCCAAACCUGCCGCGUUGACGACCGAAUUUUGCAUCUUUUAUUCCAUUUGAUUUUGCAGAGAGCGACGCUGUGAUUGCUGCGCUUCGUCACGUUUUACGCACAGGGAGCGCUUAUUGGAAUGACCGCGUGGAUGACACUCCUGCACACCUUCCACGGGUGGAAAUCACUCAGGAAGAUGAACCGAGCUGGAGACUCACUCGCUCGGGUUUAUUAGGCCGCGACAUUAAAGAAAAAGAUUAAUUCUGAUCAAAGCCAGGCUUUUCUCGACUUGUCAAGUCAAAGGACUCCAACAUGUCCAGAACCUUGAAGAAGAAGAAACACUGGUCCGGUAAGGUGGUGGAGUGCGCGGUGUCUUGGGGCAACCUGGGCGACUUCGGCUCCGUGGUGGAGGUUCUGGGGGGUGCUGAGGUGGGCCAGUUCCCGCACCUGGGUCAGAUGAAGCUGGACGUGCUGGUGUGUCACGUCGGGAAGCUGCCCUACUACGGCGACGUGCUGCUGGAGGUGAACGGGACGCCCGUCAGUGGACUUACAAACCGGGACACGCUGGCUGUCAUACGACACUUUCGGGAGCCGGUUCGCUUGAAGACUGUCAAACCCGGCAAAGUAUUGAACACGGACCUGCGCCACUACCUCAGUCUGCAGUUUCAGAAGGGCUCACUGGACCACAAGCUCCAGCAGAUUAUACGGGACAACCUCUACCUGCGCACCAUCCCGUGCACCACCAGGCUUCCUCGGGAGGGAGAGGUGCCUGGCGUUGACUACAACUUCAUCAGCCUGGGCGACUUCCGCAUCCUGGAGGAGAGUGGCCUUCUUCUGGAGAGCGGCACCUAUGAUGGCAACUUCUAUGGGACUCCGAAGCCCCCCGCCGAGCCCAACCUAGUGCAGCCCGACUUGGUGGACCAGGUCCUGUUUGACGAAGACUUUGGCGGCGACGUCCCUCGCAAGCGCACCACCUCGGUCAGCAAGAUGGACCGCAAGGACAGCGCCGUGCCCGAGGAAGAGGACGAUGACGAGAGGCCACCGCUGGUCAACGGCUUGCCUGAGCACAAGGCCGACUGGAGGCGAGCCGUGCCCAGCUACGCCCAGUCCAGCAGCAGCAUGGACUUCCGCACGUGGAGCUCGCUUCCCCGCGACGACAGCCUGGAGCCGCUUCCGCUCAACUGGGAGAUGGCUUACACUGAGACAGGCAUGGUCUACUUCAUCGAUCACAACACCAAGACGACCACGUGGUUGGACCCCCGCUUGGCCAAGAAGGCAAAGCCCCCCGAGAAAUGCGAGGAUGGAGAAUUACCUUACGGCUGGGAGGAAAUUGACGACCCACAGUACGGCACAUACUAUGUGGACCACAUAAAUCAGAAAACCCAGUUUGAGAACCCAGUCCUGGAGGCCAAGAAGAGGCUCAGCCAGGGGACAGCCACCAUCAAGAAGGCUGCGACGUCUCAUGGAAAGAGCGGCGUGCCUGGCUUCACCGCAGACCCCAACCAGCUGAAAGGCGACAUGUACCGCACGGCGCUGAAGAAGAGCUCGCAGGGCUUCGGCUUCACCAUCAUCGGGGGUGACCGCACCGACGAAUUUCUGCAAGUGAAAAAUGUCUUCCGUGACGGCCCGGCCGCCCAAGACAACAAAAUGGCAUCCGGUGAUGUGAUCGUGGAGAUUAAUGGAUUGUGCGUUCUGGGGAAGACCCAUCCGGAGGUGGUGCAGAUGUUCCAGUCCAUUCCCGUCAACCAGUACGUGGAUAUGGUACUCUGUCGUGGCUAUGCACUUCCCCCGGACGUGAAUUUGGACAGCGACGAGCCUCUGCCGCCGCCGCCCCCUCCGGCCAACCAAGCGUUGCACGGCGGCGAGGUGGUGACGGCCGUGCCGCUCAUCAACGGGCAGCCGCUUUUGGUCAAAGGCGACGUCCUGCACGGCUCCUCCCAGGAGCUCCACUACGUCACCACCGACUCCAGCGGGCGGCCGGUCGUCGCCGCCUUGCCCAACGGAAGGCAGGGCGACCCGGCCACCGGGAUGCUGCAGCCGGAGUUGGUGAGCGUGCCGCUGAUCAAGGGACCGGGCGGAUUCGGCUUCGCUAUCGCCGACUGCCCGCUGGGCCAGAAGGUGAAGAUGAUCUUGGACGCCCAGUGGUGCCGUGGCCUUCAGAAAGGGGACGUCAUCAAGGAGAUCAACAGGGAGAACGUGCAAACUCUGAGCCACGCACAAGUGGUAGACAUCCUCAAAGACUUCCCUGUAGGGAGUGAGGUCAACGUGGUCGUGCUGCGUGGAGGUCAAACGUCGCCCGUGAAGAGUCUCAAGCCUAGGCAAGACAUGACGGCCAGCACGGAGACAUUGAACGCCAUCGGCGAUUCGGCUCCCCAGGCGCUGCCUUACCACUCUAACACGAGCACCCUGCGCGCUGCCAACGACUCCCCCAAACGAGAUGCCACCGAGUUGUACCUGAAAUCCAAAGCCCUGCUGGACAGCAGACAGCCUCACACCAAAGAUAUUGAUGUGUUCCUCAAGAGGGAUAUUGAGACGGGCUUUGGCUUCCGUGUUCUGGGUGGAGAAGGUCCUCAGCAGCCAAACGUGUUCCCCCAGGUGUACAUCGGGGCCAUCGUGCCCAAUGGCGCCGCGGAAAAGGACGGCCGCCUUCGAGCCGGGGACGAGCUCAUCGGUAUUGACGGUGUGAUUGUGAAGGGCCGUUCGCACAAGCAGGUGUUGGACCUCAUGACAAACGCUGCCCGUAACGGUCAAGUCAUGCUGACCGUGCGCAGGAAGGUCAUCUAUCGAGACGCGACAGAUGAGGAGGUUCAGGAGAUGACGCCGACGCUGGUCAACGGCUCCCCCAAACUACCUCGGUUGCCCAUGCCCAGCGCCCUGGAUCACGAGUCCUUCGACAUCACGCUGCACCGCAAAGACUCUGAGGGCUUCGGAUUCGUCAUCCUCACAUCCAAGAGCAGACCCCCAUACGGAGUGAUCCCUCACAAGAUUGGCCGCAUCAUCGAAGGCAGCCCGACGGACCGCUGCGGCCUGCUCCACGUGGGCGACCGCAUCUCGGCCGUCAACGGUCGCUCCAUCCUGGAGCUCUCUCACAACGACAUCGUCCAACUGAUCAAGGACGCCGGCAACGUGGUGACACUCACUGUAGUGCCCGAGGACGAGUACAAGGGUCCUCCUUCUGGUGCCAGCUCCGCUCGACAGAGUCCAGCUCUUCAGCAUCGAGCUAUCGGACAACGCUCGGCUCUACAGGAUGAACGCUAUAACUUGGACAUGGAGGACAAACGAGAUAGCCUCUCUUGGUCUGAACACAAAAAUAUCCCAGUGGAGCAGGGGGCUCUGUGUGUGACAGGACCCAACCAGGGCUGUCUGACCGUAGAGUUGGACAGGAGCCCCAGAGGCUUCGGCUUUAGCCUGCGAGGGGGGACCGAGUACAACAUGGGUCUGUACAUCUUGAGACUGGCCGAGGAUGGCCCCGCCCUGCUGGACGGAAGGAUCCACGUCGGAGACGAGAUUGUGGAGAUCAAUGGCGAGCCGGCCCGAGGCAUUUCGCAUACGCGUGCCAUUGAGCUGAUCCAAGCAGGAGGAAGCAAAGUGGCGCUGCUGCUCCGACCCGGCGCUGGCUUGACUCAAGAUGGCAGUCAAAAACACAUUUCUCCCUCCAGCGCCACCAGAGAGGUGUUUUUUUCGGACACAUCACCCUUGUCCUCUCCAUACCUCACCGGGGCUUCCACCCUCGCGUCCAUUCCUUACACCGGCGGUCCAAAGCACCGCCGGAGUGGCAUAUCCUCGUCGCGAGGGCUGCGGAGUUUGAGCUCGGUGGCAGAGCGGGACGAAUGGCGGGACGCCGAGGCGGCGCCGACGAUGCCGGGAAAGAUGACGAGCGGCCCGAAAGCAGGGGAGACUUUAUUCGAAGCCAAAGACGAGCCUCGCGGGGCCAGACGUACUCAGAGCCACGCGCACGUAGCAAAUCGCAGCGAGAACAGGGCCACUCGAACACGGUCGGCCAGUUUCGGGGAAAGGGCUCGGCCUAUUCGCAGACACAAAGAAUCAAGGAGCAGCGACAGCAAAGUCGCUCUGAGGUCAGGACCGAGCCUUGACACGGCCAGACAAUCCAACGGCUGCAGAGCGAACCAGAGACACUCCAUCCACGGAGACAUCAACGGGAGGCAGAGCGCAGAGAACUGGAAGAGCCAGGUGGAAGCCAUGACCUCCAGGACUGCCAGGAGCCCUGCCAGGGGCCCGCCCAUUAGCCCUGGUGAAUGGAAAGUUCCCAGCCAAGCAAGAAUCCUCUCCCAGGCUGAGGUCCUGAAACACCCUUUUUGGUAGGAUAACGUGCCGAGUCUUCUGUUCUGAGCGCUUCCAGAAAGAGUGCGACACUUUUAUAACCCUUUGCUUGUCUAUUUGGGGAGUGGGGGUGCACCGGUGGCAUGUAGCAGCCUCUAUCUACCCUCCCCCCCAUCGCCGCCCUGCCUCGACUCGCUGCUCUCGGUUAGGCAGAAGGUCUCGCCGUGUGAUUUUGUGCCAAUCGCAUCCAUCCAUCCACCCCAUUAUGCAAGGCAAGGAGGGGAAGUUCACUGAGGAAUAUUUUUCUAUCUGGCAUGCAGUUCAUCCUUCUUUUUGACACACGAGAAGACAAGUUCUUCACCAUCCCGCAUUCAACUCCAGACUGUUCACUCUCUUCCUUAAGCCUCCUUCAAAUGACCAGAAACUUGUGCUUUUUGCUUUACUGAGCGUACAGAACAACAGCAAUGAUAAGAAUUGACUCUCGGGGGUGCUCGGUUUAUGACAAGGUUCCUUUCCGACGGCGGAAAUAUGACCUGAAAUGACAGUAAGACCAUCUCAAGUGCGACUCUACUUCAAUAGCAGCAUUAUGAUUCCCAUUCAAAUAUAAAAAGUUCAUGAAAUAGAAACAGCUCUUUGUUCCCGUUUAGAAUCAAAUGGAGAAUAGUUAAGAACCGGAAUCGUCCAGAUUUAAACGUUGCCCAAUCCGAGCGUGAGUUCUCAGGCCAUAUAUUCCCACUUCGUAACCCGGGAAUGUUGUGCCCGUCGUAAACCAAGGACUCCCUUUCUAUGUACAUGUAGCCAUUCCAUGUUUUUAAGAGCGCCAUUUCGGUAUCGUCCCAUGUUCUCCCGCUUGGGGAUCUAUCUGUACGUCAUGACACUUCGAGGUCACCGCCGUACCCAAUGUGUGCAGUCGCUUGUGAAUUGUAAUAUAGAUAUUUAUACAUAUAUAUAUGAAUGUUAUGUCAUGUUUUGCAGGAAAUAUCUACUAAAGUCAACCGCACUGCGUCCGUUCCCACCUGUAGCAUAACAGAUUGAUGAUAUUUAACCUUGUGUGAUUUGUCGCCAAAUGUUCUGUGUUAAGGCCGAGACGGCAUUUUAUAUAAGAACUUGUGAGUCAUGUCGCUGCCUACUGAGGAGAGAAAAGAAAAGACGAGGUGUGCUGCUUUCUGACUUUUUGUCACUGACGCCUGGUCUCUGACGCAACUUAUGGCUUUACUGUGGACACUUACUUGCUUUGUCUUUACUUUAUGCUGUAAAGUGUAUGGAACGUUAGUUGACAGAUUUAAGGUAGAUUAAGCUUUUGUCAGCUUUUGGUUUUAUUCCCAAAUCAUUUGUGCAUCUCUGUCUCUCUCUCUCUCUCUCGCACAACCAAUAACUAUAAUAUUACUACUAUUCUGCCCCCUGUCAAUGUUCUAAACAUAAAGCACAAUUCUGGUUUCUGCAAAAUUUCUCAAUGAGAAGAUUAUAAAGCGUGUGCAAUAGCUCUAAAGUCUAUACAUUAUAUUAAAUAGUCUAUAUUCAGAAUUGUAACUUUCUGAAGGCUCACGUAAAUCCAUCCCUCCAUCAUCUGACAGAAAUGGUCAGAAAUAAAGCUGAAAUGUUUAUUAGGUUUUUAAAAUGUAUUAUGGUAAAAAAAUAUAGUAUAUAGUUGUUGAAAAAAAAUCUCAUGCUUUAGUAUUCUGUGCUGACCUUUCAUCUAAAUUAUGACUUCAUAAAUAACAUCAGGAUUAUUUUUAGAUGUUUUAUUUUUAUAUUAUUUAUUCAGAGAACCUUUGACUUUGAAGUCAGUCUUUUAAGUGUAAUAUUUUGUCUUGUGUUUUUGUUGAACUGACUCCACGCUGAGUUUGAAGAUUAUGGUAUUCAGGUGAGCUCAGGGAACAUAGCGUUGUAGCAAACAGAAGAUCAUGCGGUGUCAAAACUGUCGAUCGGGAGUUUUUGUGCAAUAUAGUGAGCGAGGGCAGUUCAACCAGAAAACACGAUUUCUUUUUGUGUUGAGCUCUUUAUUUUCCUCAUCCUUGUAUCAUGCUGUGGCCUUGCAUCGCUUUCGUAGGGAAAAAAAACAAUAUGUGUGCUUCUCUUCUACAUGGCGUAGGAAACAGAUAUGUAAAUGUUUGUACAUUGUACAGCACCUUUCUAAAUAUUCGCUCGGCGUUCUUUUGGGGAGGGGUGGGUAGAUAAAUAAAACAGAGGUCUAUUCAUGAAAUUGCCCCAUUAUUUUUUUAUAUAUAAAAAAAAAAAGGAAGAACAUAUUUAAAAAUGGAUUGAAAAAGAAUCUUGACGUGGUGUUAUGUUCAUGCACUGAAUAAUAAAGUUUUCUGGAAACAU
This is a messenger RNA of Syngnathus acus (greater pipefish), 6662 nucleotides long. RefSeq names its product membrane-associated guanylate kinase, WW and PDZ domain-containing protein 3. Gene Ontology annotation, molecular function: protein binding. The coding region runs from base 369 to 4379 and encodes 1336 amino acids. Gene Ontology annotation, cellular component: cytoplasm. The record is from RefSeq and is a predicted model, not a curated record. Gene Ontology annotation, biological process: signal transduction. Lineage: Eukaryota; Metazoa; Chordata; Actinopteri; Syngnathiformes; Syngnathidae. The transcript has 21 exons.